CCGAACCCAAGCUCACAUUACUACAUAUAGAAAACUAUCAAACAUUAUUCAUUAGAAACGGCAGCAAGAUUUUUUACUUUUCUUUUUAGUUUAGUCCCUAAAUACACCAUACAAUUCAAGUGAGCUUGACCAAGAUUUCGGGUAGCAGGUCUAGCGGAUUGUUGUUUCAUGCUGACGUUUCCCCUCUGAUUUACUGCUUUCAUGCUGAACACCAAGUCUGUGAAGAAGGAUACAAGAAGGACUAUUACAAGGUUUCCAUUGAUCUAGGGACAAUCAAAAGUUAAUAAAAUGUCGUCCGAUACAAGUCCAUUGAAAAACUUUCUCGCCGGAGGCUUCGGGGGCGUGUGUCUCGUCGCGGCUGGACACCCGUUGGAUACCAUGAAGGUACGCCUUCAAACACAACCCACUGGUCCAGGGGUCACUCCGCUCUACAAAGGAACACUUGACUGUGCAGCAAAAAUUGUCAAACUUGAGGGCUUCAAAGGAUUUUACAAGGGGAUGUUUGCCCCAAUCCUUGGAGUCACUCCAAUGUAUGCAGUCUGUUUCUUAGGUUACAGUAUAGGAAAAAGCCUCCAGACACCUAAGCAUCCAAAUGGACAAUUUGCUCCUGAGCAACUCUUUAUGGCUGGUAUGUUAUCGGGAGUAUUCACAACGGCCAUUAUGGCCCCCGGUGAACGCAUAAAAUGUUUAUUACAGAUUCAAGCAGCCUCUGCUGGUAAACCCAAAUAUGCUGGUCCCCUUGACUGUGCCAAGCAGAUCUACAGAGAAGCUGGGCUCUUCAGAGGUCUCUACAAAGGCACCAUGGCCACCCUGAUGCGAGACGUUCCUGCUUCGGGUACAUAUUUCAUGACGUAUGAACUCCUCAAGACAGCUAUGACGCCUGAAGGUCAAAAACCAAGUGAUCUGAGUGUCUUACGUGUGUUAUUUGCUGGCGGUAUGGCAGGUGUCUUUAACUGGAUGGUUGCUAUUGCCCCUGACACCCUCAAGUCAAGAUUACAAACAGCUCCCGAAGGCACUUACCCCAAAGGUGUGAGAAGUGUGUUUGCUGACCUGAUGAAGAAGGAAGGUCCAGGUGCCCUCUUCAAAGGUGUUACGCCAGUCAUGCUUAGAGCUUUCCCAGCCAAUGCAGCAUGCUUCUGUGGAUUUGAGCUUGCCAUGAAGUUUCUGACGUGGUCAGGAUUGUAGCACCUUCACGUCCCAUCAACGGACCCUUCGAUAUCGUACAAAUGUUUUCCAGAUUUCUAUAGAACCAACGUUUGAUACCUGAAUUCCAGAGUGUAUCUUAAUAUCUAUGUUGUGGAUGGUGGUGGAGUGUGGUGUUCUAAUCAACUAGUUUGUAUUGAGUAUGUGUGUGAUGAAAUUCAGAGAAGGUAUAUUUUUAAUGCAAUGGGCCAGAGCUACAGCAUCUUGACAUGCUUAAGAUGAUCUCAAGUUGCAUUGAAAUUGUCACCACUACAUCUUAUUUUUUUGUUUUUGUUUACUUUGCAACUACAACACCUAUAAGGUGCUGAUUAAUAUAUCAAUGUUAUUUUAUUUAAUGAUUUUAUUCAAAUUCUACUGAAGAGAAAAUCUCAGAAAUUUAAAAAAAAAAUGUAAUGAAGAAUUCAAUUCAUUUCAAAUAUAUGGUUAAUAUUGUCAUCAAUCAUCAACCAUUGUGGCCCGAAUUCACAAAGGAGGUUUGUCGACAAACCUAGGUUUAUGUGUGUCAUACACUGUAUGACGCGUUUUGACGCACAUAAAGCUAGGUUUGUUGACAAACCUCUUUUGUGAAUUCGGGCCAUUGAGUGUAAGGUAAUUGUUAAAGAUGGGAAUUACUGUGCAAUUAUAUCUCAUCUUUCUCUGUAGUUUUCAGAUCUCCUUGAAAUUCCUGUAUUCACAGUGAAUGUCAGUCCCCACAUUGUCAUGUGUACUGUAGUCAUAUAUAUUGAAUAGCAUAAGAUCUUGAAUUAGGAACCCAUGGAGACGUCUUUCGUUAUUUCAUGAUUCACUCUUGGACCAUUUUCUGUACAUUAAUGUACAUGUACCUUCAUCAUCCAUAUAUGUAAUGUUGAUGUUGUUUUCCGAUAUCAUCAUCAUCAUGUAAGUAUUUGUGUAGCAAGCACAGAAGUUGGGUCGGUAAUACUAUCUCUUUACAUAUAAUAUGUUCAAGUGUAUAUUUUAUAUACGGGAAGUCACAAAGCGUGACGUUAUUGCCAUUUUGGAUGCAGUGCGAAUGUAUGAAUGAUGAGGAAACACACAGGUUUUGAAAUUUGCACAACCAGCAAAAGCUGAUUCCCCCUCCUGAAAUCUCAUCAGCUUCACCCAUUUUUGAAGCACAAGAUUCUGUUUGAUUCAUUUUAUUGAAUAUUCACGCAAUUCAUGGGAUUUCUUGCCAGUUUGUUUGUGAAGGAGUGUAUAUGUACUUUGUUUCUUCUAACCAUUGGUUAUUCAAUUUUGGUGACAGUGGUAAGUACCUGUGUAUUCCAAUACUAAUUGAAAUAUCAAUAUGGGUAAUCAUUCAUACCAACAGUGCCUCUUUUUACGAAAGUUAAGAAGUUGCAAGAAUUGAAAAUGUUUAAAAACCAAGAGCAAUUCAUCACAGACAUUUUUUUCCAAGGACCAUCAUAUACUUGGACACCUAAAUUCUCUAAGAGUAAAGUUUUUUUUAGGUAUUUAGAUGUACAUGUAUUUCUAUUGAGAUUGAUGCCUCAUUGUUCAUUAGUGUAUUUGUUUUAUAUGUUAUUAUCAAUGGUUGUACAUGUUUUCUUAUGUUAUUUAUAAUUCAUGGGAUAAUCAUAAAUAGAUGCAAAUCUGAAAACAGAAGCAUUGUAAUGAUUGGAAUAUGUGGUAUAUCAUACUAUCAUAAUCAUAUAUCAACAUAAAAUAUUGGUUUAAUCAUAGAUUCCAUAAAAAUAUGACAAACUUCCUUUCACUUAUGAAUGAAUCAUUAUCUAAAACUUGCAAUUUGAAAAGUUAAGUUGUAAUGAUGAGAGAAUACAGAGUGUAUACAUGUGUUUUAUUUUAUUGUUUUAUUUCAUCCGUUUAUGUCCCAUGUUCUAUCAAGAGUUUUACUCUAAUGAAGUGUAUUCACUGUAAGCAUCUAGUCCAACCAAUGAUAAUUGUUUAACAUCUGAAUUAUAUGAAAUUAAAAACUGGAUUACAGUUUACAGUCCUA
Strongylocentrotus purpuratus (purple sea urchin) is the source of this 3154-nucleotide messenger RNA. It is a transcript of the gene slc25a20, whose product is annotated as mitochondrial carnitine/acylcarnitine carrier protein. Gene Ontology annotation, molecular function: O-acyl-L-carnitine transmembrane transporter activity. The transcript has 9 exons. Gene Ontology annotation, cellular component: mitochondrial envelope. Gene Ontology annotation, biological process: mitochondrial transport; carnitine transmembrane transport. The coding region runs from base 289 to 1185 and encodes 298 amino acids. Lineage: Eukaryota; Metazoa; Echinodermata; Echinoidea; Camarodonta; Strongylocentrotidae. The record is from RefSeq and is a predicted model, not a curated record.